Molecule: messenger RNA, 1772 nt
Organism: Catharus ustulatus (Swainson's thrush)
Lineage: Eukaryota; Metazoa; Chordata; Aves; Passeriformes; Turdidae
Gene: NPTX1
Product: neuronal pentraxin 1
Exons: 6
Coding region: 90-1037 (315 amino acids)
Biological process (GO): axonogenesis involved in innervation
Cellular component (GO): neuron projection; plasma membrane
Source: RefSeq, a predicted model, not a curated record
UCACGGCCAAGCUGGGCCGCUGCGAGAGCCAGAGCGUGCUGGAGCUGCCCGGAGAGGGAAAGGGCAGGAAGGGCUUUUCCAAGAACACCAUGGGCGACCUGUCGCGGCCGGCCGCCGCCGAGACCCUCAGCCAGCUGGGGCAGACGCUGCAGUCCCUGAAAACCCGGCUGGAGAACCUGGAGCAGUUCAGCAGGAUGAACUCCUCCAGCCAGACCAACAACCUGAAGGACAUCCUGCAGAACAAGAUCGAUGACCUGGAGAAGCAGGUGCUGUCGCGGGUGAACAGCCUGGAGGAGGGCAAGCUCAGCCCCCGCAACGAGUCCGAGGAGCGCGGCAAGAUCGAGAGCACCCUCACCUCGCUGCACCAGCGCAUCAGCGACCUGGAGAAAGGCCAGAAGGACAACCGGCCCCCGGACAGGUUCCAGCUCACCUUCCCCAUGCGCACCAACUACAUGUACGCCAAGGUGAAGAAGAGCCUGCCCGAGAUGUACGCCUUCAGCAUCUGCAUGUGGAUCAAAUCCAGCGCCUCCCCCGGCAUGGGCACCCCCUUCUCGUACGCCGUGCCCGGCCAGGCCAACGAGCUGGUGCUCAUCGAGUGGGGCAAUAACCCCAUGGAGAUCCUCAUUAAUGACAAGGUGGCCAAGCUGCCCUUCACCAUCAACGACGGCAAGUGGCACCACAUCUGCGUGACCUGGACCACGCGGGACGGCGUGUGGGAAGCCUACCAGGACGGCACCCAGACGGGCAACGGCGAGAACCUGGCCCCUUACCACCCCAUCAAACCGCAGGGCGUGCUGGUGCUGGGCCAGGAGCAGGACACGCUGGGCGGAGGGUUCGAUGCCACGCAGGCCUUCGUGGGGGAGCUGGCCCACUUCAACGUGUGGGACCGCAAGCUGAGCCCGGGCGAGGUGUACGGGCUGGCCACCUGCAGCUCCAAGGCACUCGCGGGCAACGUCAUCGCCUGGGCUGAGGCCAACAUCGACAUCUACGGCGGGGCCACCAAGUGGACUUUCGAGGCCUGUCGCCAGCUCAACUAGGGCCACGGACAAGCGAGAGAAACCUCCUCAGCGGAUUGCAGAAAUCACUCCCCAGCCCCCCUCCUGCCCCGCCCCGGGCGGCAGUGCAGGAUGAGGCAGAGAAUUCACCCGGGGCUCCAGAGCCUCACGACCAACUCCAGAGAUGCGGCAAAGAGACGGGCGGAGCGGAGGGGUCGGAGCGGAGCCGGGAGCUCCCUCCCGGCCCCGCAGCCCCGGCACAGGCAGCAGCACCCCCAGAGCGAGACCCCGCGCACGGCUCGGGCCAGCGCAGCCUCGGCCGUGCUCUUGGUGCGAGAAAAAACCCCCGAACCACCGAGAGUUAAUUUGAGUUCCUCCCAAGCCCCCGCUCACAUCGGCGAGCACAGGCACAACCUGCUGAGAACAACGAGACCACGGCACCGGUUUGACCUCCAGCCCCAGGUGCGUUGGAUUUGCCAAAAAAAAAAAACCACGAAAGGGUGUGAUGUCAACACAGUGUACAUAGUGUACAGUAGGGGAGAGAAUUAAUGUAUCUUAAUUUGUCAUUAUUUUGCUGACCAAAGCUGUACAUUUUUCCUACUCCUGGCUCUGUCUCCUUUGGGAUUUGAAGGGGUUCUGGCACCCCGUGCAUCCGGCCCGCAUCGGCAGUUCUGACAAUGCACUGUUUCUACGGAUUCUCAUGCUUUUUCCAUUUUAUUGCUGGGAUUACAUGAAUUGUUGACUUUAUUUUUACACAAUAAAGCGUGAAGAAAGACA